Neomonachus schauinslandi (Hawaiian monk seal) is the source of this 1816-nucleotide messenger RNA. It is a transcript of the gene ZNF783, whose product is annotated as zinc finger protein 783. The coding region runs from base 27 to 1673 and encodes 548 amino acids. Gene Ontology annotation, biological process: regulation of DNA-templated transcription. Lineage: Eukaryota; Metazoa; Chordata; Mammalia; Carnivora; Phocidae. The transcript is spliced from 7 exons. The record is from RefSeq and is a predicted model, not a curated record.
CCGCCGAGAGAGGGACGCGAGCAGCCAUGGCCGGAGCGGCGCCCGCCCGGGCUCCAGAGAGGGACAAGCAGACAGAGGAUGAAAGCCCUUCGACACCUUCUUUGUCACCCCCACCAGCUGCUGAGAAGAACUCCUACCUGUACUCCACGGAGAUCACACUGUGGACGGUGGUGGCCGCCAUCCAGGCCUUGGAGAAGAAGGUGGACUCCUGCCUGGCCCGCCUGCUUUCUCUAGAAGGGCGGACGGGGACGGCCGAGAAGAAGCUGGCGGACUGCGAGAAGACGGCCGUGGAGUUCGGGAACCAGCUGGAGGGCAAGUGGGCCGUGCUGGGGACCCUGCUGCAGGAGUACGGGCUGCUGCAGAGGCGGCUGGAGAACAUGGAGAACCUGCUGAGGAACCGAAAUUUCUGGAUCCUGCGCCUGCCCCCGGGCAGCAAGGGGGAGGUCCCCAAGGUGCCCGUGACCUUUGAUGACGUGGCCGUGUAUUUCUCUGAGCCGGAGUGGGGCAAGCUGGAUAAUUGGCAGAAGGAGCUCUACAAGCACGUGAUGCGGGGCAACUACGAGACGCUGGUGUCCCUGGAUUAUGCCAUCUCCAAACCAGACAUCCUGACCCGGAUGGAGAGGGGAGAGGAGCCUUGUCCUGAAGGCCCGUGGGGCCAGGAGGAGGGAAGUAAGAGGGAGGCGGCACACCCAAGGAGGCCAAGCCCUGGCCUCCCUCCACACCCAGAGCACAUCCUCAGCCCCGUCAGCCCUGCCCGGGAGGAGCCAAAAGAAGGGCAGGUCCCCAAGCACCAGCAAGACUCAGAGGCAAGAGCAACUCCCCCCUCUCCCCAAUGUGGUGGUGGUGUGGUCAUCAAGACAGAAGCCCAAUCUGAGGACGAGAUGAUGCCUGAGCAGCUCUUCCUGGGGGAGUCCCGUAGCCAGCCCGUGUGUAGAAUGCCCAAGGGGCCCAGGAGCAGGACCGCGGGCCCUGGCCGGCUUCAUGCCACAGGAGUGCCACGGGUGCGGGUGGGGGACCCGCGGCCGCCAGGGGCCGUGGGGGAGCCGCCCCGCAUCCUUCCUCGCCGGCGAGAGCGGACCUUCCCCUGCCCUGACUGCGGGCAGAGUUUCCGCUUGAAGAUUAACCUGACCAUUCACCAGCGGACCCACGUGGAGGAGGAGCACAGGGAGACUCCGGGGAGCCCGGCCCCGGGCUGGGGGGAGGCCCACCCCGCUCUGGAGCCGGGGGAGGUGGUGGUGCCGGGCCCUGUCAUCCGCUGGCUCCCCGAGGAGCCCGGAGGCCACCGCUCCCUGGCAGGCCGUCCGUGCCUGGGGCGGCGGCCGGCAACCAGCAAGGUGUACCACUGCAGCGAGUGCCUGCGCUUCUUCCAGCAGCGGAAGAGCCUGCUGCUGCAUCAGCGCCUGCACACGGGCACCAGCCAGGGCUGGCCGGCCUGUCCCUACUGCGGCAAGGCCUUCCGCCGGCCCUCCGACCUCUUCCGGCACCAGCGCAUCCACACUGGCGAGCGGCCCUACCAGUGCCCCCAGUGCGGCCGGGCCUUCAACCGGAACCACCACCUGGCCGUGCACAUGCAGACUCACGCCCGAGGCCAGGCCGGCCCGCACUUCCCUGCUUCCUCCGCCCUCCCUGGGAGCCCCCCGCUGCCCCGGCCCAGCCACAGCCAGGAGGGCUGAGCCGGCAGGAGCGUGCAGGGGUACCCUCCGGCUCUCCCGGGCACCCCCCGCAGGACUGCUGUGCACCUUCAGGCCUUUCCCCUUGUGCCUGACGCCGGUUCCUCGUUCCGGGAUAACUUUGGAGAGAACUUUUUUCAUUCAGA